AUGCAAAGGCGAAAUGAGGCUUUAGAAAAAGGUUUGUCAGAAAGCCAGAAGGAAAAGGGCGAGUUAAAGGAUAGGGUGAUUGUGUUGGAAAGAUCUCUUCGUCAGUAUCGAAGCCGAAACUCUACGAUAGAGUUGAAAGCAAGCUUGAGCAAGAUUGACGAAAUGAAGAAAAGAAUCGAAGAGCUACAAACGGUGCUGCAAAAUUGUGAAGUUCAGAUCAAGCACUUGAAAGCAAAUGAAAGUCGUAAUAAUGAACAGCUUCACCACUUUCAGAGUCAAGUUAGAAGUAGAUAUCAUCUUAUCGAGGAAGCUGUGGUCCAGAUUCAAGAAGUAGCUGAUCAUACACAGACUUUAGCAGUACAGGCUGACAUGCUGAGUGGAAAGCCCAAUGCUCACUUUGGGGAUGAUAAUGAAGACCCUAUAUAUUCCCCAGAUUUUACCUUGAUAAGUGUCCAGGCCCAACCAGACGCAUGUCCACAAGAGGCACUCUUUACUAUCAGAUCCCGACAAUAUUUGACUGGUACAUCGACACCAGUAUAUCGCCUGGCAGACUCAAAAUCCAAUCCUGUUGCUCUUGACAAUUCAUCAGAAAUAAAACAGGCGAAGGUAGAGCACCCAAAUACUAUAAAAGCCUCAAGGAAGAAAGGGAAUAAGGGGAUAAAUGAAGGCAGAUAUAACAAGGGCCACUCAAGACCAAUCGCUGUAGGCCGGCUAAAGACAGAAACUACCAGACAUCAAGGCCCUUUAAAGCACGGAUCUGGUGGGAAACCAGAGAAUUGCAUUGCCUUCAAAAAGCUAGUUGAAAGACUCAUCAAUAUAGGCGUUGUCAAAUUUGAUGGUUCAUCCAAUGCAGAAAAUCUGCUACCCAAUCAUAUCGAUGAUGAGGUGAAUGCAAUGUAUGAAGAAGGGUUAAGAAACGUUCACAUCAAUGCCGUGCAUGAAGACAACUAA
This is a messenger RNA of Gossypium raimondii (Peruvian cotton), 951 nucleotides long. RefSeq lists its product as uncharacterized. The transcript has 3 exons. The record is from RefSeq and is a predicted model, not a curated record. Lineage: Eukaryota; Viridiplantae; Streptophyta; Magnoliopsida; Malvales; Malvaceae. The coding region runs from base 1 to 951 and encodes 316 amino acids.